GUAAUGCUAACCAGCGCGGCGAAAUGACUCCCAACGAGCCCGUGUUGUUGCAGCAAACGCUCAUACGGUUUCUUCAGAUUCUUGCGAGAUGCCAGAUAGCUGGCUAGCUGAAUAAACGAGUGUCCCUAUCGGUCCUCUGUUACGUCUCGGCCCCGGGUUUCAGAGCGAGGACGAAAUGACACAACUGAGCGUCCGCCGCUGGACGCCCAAACACGUCGCCAAGUGGCUGAAAGAAGAGGGCUUUUGUGACUAUGUGGACCUGCUGUGUAACAAGCACCGCCUGGACGGCACCAGCCUGCUCGCCCUCAGCGAGUAUGACCUCCGCUCGCCACCUCUGGAGCUCAAAGUGCUGGGGGACAUCAAAAGGCUGAUGGUGUCCAUCCGCAAACUGCAAAAACAGAACAUAGACCUGUUGGAGGAGCUCGGUCUUCCCUUUGACGGCCACUCUCCUACAGGCUCAGGAGGCAGUUUGGACUGGCUGUGUAAUGGAGACCCGGGCAGAGACUGUGACAGCACUGACACAGCACCAGUGGGAGAGGAGUAUCACCAGUACACUAAUGGAAAGUACAAGCAGCAGACAAGGCGCCUGGAUCCAGAGUACUGGAAGACGGUGCUUAGCUCCAUCUAUGUGGUGUUUGUGUUUGGGUUCACAUCCUUCGUCAUGGUCAUCGUGCACGAGAGGGUGCCUGACAUGCGCACAUACCCUCCACUGCCAGAUAUUUUCCUAGACAGCGUGCCUAGAAUACCAUGGGCCUUUGCCAUGGCUGAAGCAUGUGGGGUGAUCCUCUGUAACAUCUGGCUGCUGGUUCUGUUGCUCCAUAAACACAGGUCCAUUCUUUUGCGGCGCAUGUGCAGCCUAAUGGGGACGGUGUUCAUGCUGCGCUGCAUCACCAUGUUUGUCACCUCCCUGUCUGUGCCAGGACAGCACCUGCAAUGCUCAGGAAAGAUAUACGGUGACAUGUGGGCCAAACUGCAGCGAGCUGUAGCCAUAUGGAGCGGUUUUGGGAUGACCCUGACAGGAGUGCAUACAUGUGGUGACUACAUGUUCAGCGGCCACACUGUGGUUCUUACCAUGCUCAACUUCUUCGUCACGGAGUACACUCCAAGGAGCUGGAAUUUCAUUCACACGUUGUCCUGGGUCCUCAACCUCUUCGGCAUCUUCUUCAUCUUAGCUGCACACGAACACUACUCCAUUGACGUGUUCAUAGCGUUCUACAUCACUACCAGACUCUUCCUGUACUACCACACUCUGGCCAACACCCGGGCCUACCAGCAGAGUCGACGAGCACGCAUCUGGUUCCCCAUGUUCUCUUUCUUCGAGUGCAAUGUCAACGGGCCGGUCCCCAAUGAGUACGGCUGGCCUUUCUCUAGGCCCUCCAUGAUGAGGAGGCUGAUUGGAUAAUGAGCAGCGUCAGCAGUACUGUCAGACACUUCUUAGCUUGUGCUGUGUCUGUGUCUGCUUUGUGAAGUUGCCAACCGAGGUGGUGUGUGAUUAUCGUCAUCAAUAAAAAACAACCGAUGUGAUCCUGUUAUAGCACCGAAGCCUGAUGGGAUACACAGAGCCAUACCUUCUUAUAUUCUGGGACUUCUAACCUGCUCCCCAUCUGUCAAAACAACUCUACAUUCAUACGUUUGAAAAGUGAACACAGUGGAGAUAUAUCUCAUUUAUUGGUUGCUUAUUUUUCCUCUAAAGGGAUAUCAUUUUGUGUAGCAUGAACUGCGUUUUUUUUCCAGUACCUCGCAACUUAGAAACAUGUUCGCAUAGCACACGAUAAAAGGAAGCCACAUGAAAAGACUCUCAGGCAGUAGUCUACCUAAUCCUUAACAGCAGUUUGCUAAUUUUGUGCAAUUAUAAUUCCUGAUCAUUGCAAGGUUUGGAUCUGGAUUCUUGACUGGAAGU
Messenger RNA from Larimichthys crocea (large yellow croaker), 1900 nucleotides. It is a transcript of the gene samd8b, whose product is annotated as sterile alpha motif domain containing 8. Gene Ontology annotation, biological process: ceramide biosynthetic process. Gene Ontology annotation, cellular component: endoplasmic reticulum membrane; Golgi membrane; plasma membrane. The transcript is spliced from 6 exons. The coding region runs from base 176 to 1402 and encodes 408 amino acids. Lineage: Eukaryota; Metazoa; Chordata; Actinopteri; Sciaenidae. Gene Ontology annotation, molecular function: ceramide cholinephosphotransferase activity; sphingomyelin synthase activity; protein binding. The record is from RefSeq and is a predicted model, not a curated record.